Molecule: messenger RNA, 453 nt
Organism: Guillardia theta CCMP2712
Lineage: Eukaryota; Cryptophyceae; Pyrenomonadales; Geminigeraceae
Exons: 1
Coding region: 6-272 (88 amino acids)
Source: RefSeq, a predicted model, not a curated record
CUCUUAUGACCGAGCACCCAACUGAGGAACAGACAGAAGCUUCAGGCAGCACAGCAGCAAACAUGAAGCCUGAUGAGCAUGACUUGAGCAACCAGCCAAGUCAGGGGAACGUGGAAGUUGCCAAGAGAGUUAUGGAAAGCUGUUUGAAGCAAGGGCUCGUGGAGCUCUGCAAGGAAAAGCCUUCUGACCCUGUCAGGUGGCUCGCACAUUGGCUGCUUGAAAACAACCCGAACCAACCAAAGGUUAUCGCUUCCAUGGACAGCAACGGAUGAUGGUGUCGGCACGAAAAAGCGAUUCUCAUAAGCUGAUUUGUUCUUUCGUCAUGCAAUGUGACUAAGAUCCGGGAAGAAAACAUCUCAGUUUUUAUCUCAAAAGUUUAUAAUCAGAUCCGAUCGAGACAGCCUCUUGCAAUUUUAUGAUUUAAGCUUGCGGAAUGAAGUACCUCUGCAUCUC